AAGGCGGGCUCUCUCUCUCUCGGGCAGAGUCGCUGAGCGCAAGGAGACUCCGCGGCCGACCGACGCCAGGCGGGGCAAAGAGCGUUGGGAGGACGGUGGAGGUGGGGGGGUGGGAGGUUAAAGCGAGCUCAGUCAGCCGGCCAAGCGCGCGUUGCUGGGCGCUGGUAGGAUGAGGUCGGAGUAGGGGCUGAGGAAAAGGGCAGUUUCUGCGCGGGUUUCGUCGCGGAGAAGAAGGCAAGAUGAACGGGUCCGAAAGCAUCAAUUUCAGGCGGAUAGCCAUUCGCAGGAAAUCCAGCCCCAGCUUGCACAGCUCGGCCUUGGUCUUCCAGAGCCCCGCCGCCGGCGCCGGCGCUUCGCGCUUUCAGUCUCCCGCGGCGCCCCCCUGGGAAGUGGGACCGGCGGAGGCGGCGGCAGCAGCAGCAGGUGGCAGUAGAUGUCCAAAGAUCUUAGUCACUCCAACCUGCUCUUUAAACAGUACAAUUCAGCUGUACAAGCCAAGCAUCUGCAAUGAAGUGGUUCAAGGAGUAAAUGGAAACGAUCCAGUUAAGUAUUCUCUGUGGCCAGCUUCAAACUACAAGCCACAAGUGCCUCCAAAGCCAUUACAUCUGCAGAAUUCACAGUCAUCCAUUACCCACCAAACCCCUAAGUCUAAAGCUUUGUGUACUACGAAGCCAAGAAUGGAGGAAAUUACACCUAUCUCUUCUUGUGUCUCGAAAGAAAAAACUAGUAAAGUGUCUGAUCUCAUCAGUCAUUUUGAAGGAGGCAGCACAUCCUUUUCCAAUGAGUUGAAGAAAGACUCCUCUGUUUUAAAAGUUGGUAAACCUCAAGGAAAGAAUGGACCGGUGCCAUCACCUCAGCCAAAAUUCCUCACCCAGCAUCCCCUACACGAGCAGGGAAACAGUAGAGAUUGGUCUCAGGAUGUACAGAAUCACACAGCCAAUGGCAUAAUAGCACAGAGUCAGUGGGACUGCCAAGACAAGUGGUCUGCCCACCGUGCCUGCAGGAGCAUUCAAAAUGACUGUGAUGCAGGGGAUAGCAGUUUGGUAAAUGGAGAAAGAGGAAAUACUACUACAGACUCAUUGCCAACCACAGCAGCUUGCAAGGGGCAGAAGAUCAAGAGCCAUCACUGGGCUCCGGGUGCAAAUUCAUUCCCAUCUGUAAAAGAAGCUGGAGAGAUGAUUGCCACUAGGGAAGAGAAGCGGGGUGAGCCAAGCAGUCAGCGAGACUCUAGCACAGAGACAAAGGAAACAAAUGAAGAGAAAUGUUACAAAAUUGCAAAUGAGCUUUUGCACACUGAAAGAGCUUACGUGAGUAGACUGGCUCUCUUGGAUCAGGUCUUUUAUUGCAAACUAAUGGAUGAAGCUAACCGGGGAUCAUUUCCAGCUGAAGUUGUUAAUAAAAUAUUCUCCAAUAUUUCAUCCAUAAAUCAGUUCCAUAGUCAGUUCUUGCUACCUGAGCUUGAGAAAAGAAUGCAGGAAUGGGACACCAACCCCAGAAUCAGUGAUAUUCUGCAGAAACUGGCUCCUUUUCUCAAGAUGUAUGGAGAAUAUGUGAAAAAUUUUGACAAUGCAAUGGAGCUGGUGAAAACUUGGACUGAGAGAUCCCCUUGUUUCAAAUCCAUUAUUCAAGAUAUUCAGAAACAGAAAGUUUGUGGAAAUCUGACAUUGCAGCAUCACAUGCUAGAACCUGUACAACGAAUUCCAAGAUAUGAGAUGCUGUUGAAGGAUUAUUUGAGAAAAUUGCCUGCAGAUUCUCUAGAUUGGAAAGAUGCUGAAAAGUCCUUGGAAAUUAUAUCCACAGCUGCAAGUCACUCUAACAGUGCCAUCCGGAAAAUGGAAAAUUUGAAGAAGUUACUAGAGGUGUAUGAAAUGUUAGGAGAAGAAGAAGAUAUUGUCAAUCCUUCAAAUGAACUGAUAAAAGAAGGGCAAAUACUUAAGCUUGCUGCUCGUAACACAUCAGCUCAAGAAAGAUAUCUCUUCUUAUUCAAUAACAUGUUGCUGUACUGUGUACCAAAAUUCAGCUUAGUGGGAUGUAAGUUUACAGUCCGGACAAGAGUUGGCAUUGAUGGCAUGAAGAUUGUAGAAACCCACAAUGAAGAAUACCCACACACUUUUCAAGUGUCUGGGAAAGAACGAACUUUAGAGUUGCAGGCCAGCUCUGAACAAGACAAAGAAGAAUGGAUAAAGGCUCUUCAGAGCACUAUAGAUGCUUUUCAGCAAAGAAAUGAAACAUUCAGAAAUGCAAUUGCAAAAGAAUACGAUGACAUGCCUAUUGAGGUUUCUACUGCUGAGCUCGGGAAGAGAGCCCCAAGAUGGAUCCGAGACAAUGAAGUGACUAUGUGUAUGAAAUGCAAAGAGCCAUUUAAUGCACUAACAAGGAGGAGACAUCAUUGCCGAGCUUGUGGGCAUGUGGUUUGCUGGAAAUGUUCUGAUUACAAAGCUCAUCUUGAGUAUGAUGGCAAUAAGCUGAACAAAGUCUGUAAAGAUUGCUACCAUAUUAUAACAGGGUGCACUGAUAGUGAAGAAAAGAAAAAAAGAGGAAUCUUGGAGAUUGAAUCAGCAGAAGUGUCGGGAAAUAGUGUGAUAUGUAGUUUUCUACAGUAUUUGGAAAAAUCUAAAACAUGGCAAAAGGCUUGGUGUGUGAUACCUAAACAUGAAGCCCUUGUUUUAUAUAUGUAUGGCGCUCCACAGGAUGUCAAAGCCUUGGCUACUAUUCCACUUUUGGGCUAUGCUGUAGAUGACACCCCAAGAAGUGCUGACCUCCCGCAUAGUUUCAAAUUGACUCAGUCUAAAUCUGUGCACAGUUUUGCAGCAGAUAACGAAGAGCUGAAACAGAAGUGGUUGAAAAUCAUCUAUUUAGCUGUUAAAGGUGAAACACCAGAUUGCUGCAACGAUUCACAUUUCAGUUUGGAGGAUCAGCAGGAAAACACUGCCAAACUGGAAUCCACCAAUGGUCUGUAAAGCUGUAUUUGUCCCAUUCCUAUUGGGGUUGACACUACGUUCUAAAACAAGUUUGAAAAGACGCCAGCCUUUCUGCCAUGUUUCUUAGCACUUUAUGUUGGAAAAGAACAAAAGAGUCCAUAUUGUUUUAGAGAAAUUGUCUUUAACAUUUAUGUUAUGUCAAUAAAAUCAAUGUACAGAAGCAUUCCAUAUUUUCUUUUGAUUCAAUUAAUGUGUUAGCCAAAAAGUCAUCAAUAUUAAUCUAAUGCUGUUAUUUCCAAGAUUGUUAUCGUACAACAUAAUACUAUUGCGGAUGGUACAGCUUUUUUCAUAAUGAAGUUGAUCUCUUGGUAAUUUUCUAUGAAUCAUACAUGUGUGUUUUUAGAUAUACCUCCACAUUGCCAAAUAGAUGUGUUGUGAAAUCUAAAGUUAGAGUAGCUUACUGCAUCUAAAUUCUCGCACUAUUUACAUUGAUGUGUUUAUAAAAACUAUAAAUUUUUGUUUGUGAACCAAACAAUAUCCAGAGUAUCUAAACAUUUCAAAUGAUCUAUUUAAAAAGCUAAAUCUUUCCUGAUAAUUUUUUUUAAUUGAACAAUAAGAACAUUAUAUACUGUUUGCAGGGUAUGUUUUUACAGGAAAAUGUACUAUACUCGAUUUUGAUUUAUCUUCAUGAUACUAAAUCAAUGCUUGUCUAUGGUUUUUAAAAAUGAAGCAUGCAUCCUGUAGAAUUUAAGCAGAGGAUACUGAAUUAAAGAGCUAAUUGGUGGCUUGUUUAUAUAGAAUAAUAUUGGUAUUUUUAUACAUUAAUACAGAACUGGAAAGAGUAGUAAAGGCAUGUAUUGGAUGUAUAGAGUCUAGCUGUGGUUUGAAAAGCAUAACUUCUCAAUUCUGUUAUCUUUGGAAAGUGGUGCUACAUUUUUACAAUUAUAACUGCUUUAGUAAUUAUCAGCUUAAUCUUAAACAAUGUCUUGUGAUAUCUCUUUUCCCUUUAUAUUAGCAUUUAAUUUAAUACAGAGAUUUGAAUAUAAUGAAUCAGUUCAGACUUUGCAUCAAAUCAUGAUUAAAUAAAAUUAAAUACAUGUUGAGUUCAUACAUUACACUAAGCCAUAAAGUAGUUUGUCUUAUGUGAUAUGUAAAGCCAACUGUAAACCAUGAUUUAUGGCUUAAGAUGAUGUGGGAACAAGGUGUACUCAAUAAAGUAUGGUUAAAACUAACCAUAUCGUAAGAGUUACAGUCAAAUCAUGCUUUAUGCAAAGAAGAGUCUGACUUGACAUUUUAAAUUAACAAAUCAUAAUUAAAACCAUUAAUCUUCAUUGAAAGACUAGUGCACUGAAGAAAUGCUGAAUAGACUGACUACGUCUUGUAUUUUGAGGUUACAUCAGUGGCAUGGGUUCUAGCAUAAUUACCACAGAUUAUGUGAUGAUAAGAUACUUGAACUGACCACUUACAAUUCCUCAUCAAGCCAUACAUAUCUUGCUGCAGUUAAUGUACUGCAAUACGUAUUCCAAAAUCAUAAAAAUGGGAAGCAGAUUGAUUAAUAUGCACCACAUUUACAAUGCAUUUUAUAGAAUAACAGAACGUGAUUUUAAAGUUGUGCGAAGAGUAAUGUUUCUGCAAAGCUGGGAAAUAUGUGUUUAUACCUUACUUUAAAAACUUUCUUGAAGAAGUACUAUCUUUAUGCUGGAAUUUCCCAUUUCUUCUUGGCACUUUCCUGCAAGUGUGCUUUUUUCAGAUCAGUUGAAUGUCCAUCCACUGGUUGUGACAAGAAUUGACUGACCAGUUUGUCACCGGAG
This is a messenger RNA of Pseudonaja textilis, 4732 nucleotides long. The record is from RefSeq and is a predicted model, not a curated record. NCBI's taxonomy places the organism in Eukaryota, Metazoa, Chordata, Lepidosauria, Squamata, Elapidae.